Molecule: messenger RNA, 582 nt
Organism: Aspergillus terreus NIH2624
Lineage: Eukaryota; Fungi; Ascomycota; Eurotiomycetes; Eurotiales; Aspergillaceae
Exons: 2
Coding region: 1-582 (193 amino acids)
Source: RefSeq, a predicted model, not a curated record
AUGCACUUCACCGGCCUCUUCUUCCUUGCCGCUGCUACCUCUGCCCUUGGCGCCGCCGUUACUCAACCAACCCCCACCCCCUCCGCCCAAAAAAUCAACGCCGCCCAGGCACAGGCCAGCUCUCACCCGCCCAACAUCGCCGCCGCCGACUCGCCCGCUCUGUGCGGUCCCCACGGCCCCGGCAACGUCGGCGGCGCCUUCAAGCUGUACGCCGAGGACGGGCACGCCCACGUCACCCACAUCCAGGCCUACCUGACCCCGUUCGCGCUGCCCGCCCCGGCCGGUCUGACCGGUCUCCAGGUCACCUUCAGCAACGGCGAGACCAAGUCGGCCGGAGUCACGGAGGGGAUCGCCCGCUCUUGUGUCGUGGACCAGCGGGUCACUGAGGUUGCGGUGCGCUCCGCUGGGUUUGGGGUCAGUCAGCUGGUUAUCCGGAAGGAGGAUGAGACUGUCUGUGCGCUUGGGUAUGAGACGGGUGUGAGCAAUGCCUGCAGCGCUGAGGUGGUCGGGGACGGGGUGUUGGCUGGUCUGGAGGGUCGCGCUGCGGGUAUGCUGACUUCUCUUGGGGUUGCCUUUCUCUAG